GGACUCCGAGCGGCGGCGAGAGGCGCGACGAACAUGGCGGCCCCCAGUGGUCCGUCGGUGGAGACGCGCGAGGAGCCGGCGCCCGAGGAGCCGACGCCCGAGGCCGCAGCCCGGGAGCGGAGCCAGCGGCUCCUGAGCGGCCUGGAGCUGGUGAAGCAGGGCGCCGAGGCGCGCGUGUUCCGAGGCCCCUUUCUGGGCCGCGCGGCCGUGGUCAAGCACCGCUUCCCCAAGGGCUACCGGCACCCGGCGCUGGAGGGGCGGCUCCGGCGGCGGACGGUGCAGGAGGCGCGGGCGCUGUUCCGCUGUCGCCGCGCAGGGAUAUCUGCCCCCGUGGUCUUCUUUGUGGACUAUGCCUCCAACUGCCUCUACAUGGAAGAGAUCGCAGACUCGGUGACUGUCCGAGAUUACAUUCAGUCCACCCUGGGGUCUGAGAACGCACCCCAGAGCCUCUCCCGCUUGGCCUCAGCCAUGGGGCAGGUGCUGGGGCGGAUGCACGAUGAGGACCUCAUUCACGGUGACCUCACGACCUCAAACAUGCUCCUGAAAGGCCCCCCGGAGCAGCUGAACAUUGUGCUCAUCGACUUCGGGCUCAGCUUCAUUUCAGCACUUCCCGAAGAUAAGGGGGUAGACCUCUAUGUCCUGGAGAAAGCUUUCCUCAGCACCCAUCCCAACACGGAGCCUGUGUUUGAGGCGUUUCUGCAGAGCUACUCCGCGUCGUCCAGAAAGGCCAAGCCCGUGCUGAAGAAGCUGGACGAAGUGCGCCUGAGGGGGAGGAAGAGGUCCAUGAUCGGAUAAAAGGGAGCGGCUGACAGCUGCCCGCGCUCGGCACUUCUUUUAAGGUCAUUUUGAAAGGCUGCUGUGAAUCUAAGCGGAGACCAAAAUAAAGGUGUUGAGAGAUUUCUAAGUGGCGCGUGUGGUCAUGCUCGAGAAAGCGUCUUUUUCCGCAGUUGACUGUCCUGAACUCACCGCCAUCCGAUCAGUGCUGACUCCUAGGACCUCCUGUGGGUUUCCAAGACCGGAACCGUGUGCGGGAGUAGAAAGCCCAGUCUCGCACUCGCGAAGCAGCUCAGCUUGUAACGACUACACCAAGACCCGCUUACUCGUCAGCCUUGUUGUUAAUAAAAUUAAGUAUGAAAUCA
Messenger RNA from Echinops telfairi (small Madagascar hedgehog), 1139 nucleotides. RefSeq names its product TP53 regulating kinase (gene TP53RK). The record is from RefSeq and is a predicted model, not a curated record. Gene Ontology annotation, cellular component: cytosol; nucleus; EKC/KEOPS complex. Bases 34 to 795 code for a protein of 253 amino acids. The transcript has 2 exons. Lineage: Eukaryota; Metazoa; Chordata; Mammalia; Afrosoricida; Tenrecidae. Gene Ontology annotation, molecular function: ATP binding; protein serine/threonine kinase activity. Gene Ontology annotation, biological process: protein phosphorylation.